AUGCUCAUCCAGUCAGCCGCCUGCUGCCCGGAGCGCUCCCAGCCGGUGACGAAGUCCGACAGCGGGGACGCUUGCGGGGCACCCGGGCAUCGUCAGUCGACCGCCGAGCCAGCUCUGGUCGGCGCUGUCGCGUCAUCGGGCGAUCCCCCGUCCGCCGCGCGACCCAACGGCUCGCAGCCGCCCGGCAGGGUUGAUCGGGCCAAGUCAAGUUCAAAGCCAGACCGCACCAACUCAUCAACGGAGGGUCUUUCCCAGCCUUCGUCGAAGGCGGACUGUCCCCAGCCACCCUCCCAGUCGGACGGUAACAAGCCAUCAUCAAAGCCAAACCGCCCCGAGCCGUCUGCAAAACGGGAACGUCCCGAGCCCUCUUCAAAUGCGGAUCGUUUCGAGUCUUCUUCGAAGCCAGACCACCCGGAGACUUCUUCGAAGCCAGGCCGGCCCGAGCCGUCCUGUCAGCGAGACCGCCCAGAGGACUCCUCGAAGCCGGACCGGGCCGAGCGUUCUUCCAAGCCGGAGCGCGCUGAGCCGUCUCCGCGGUCGACGGACCUGAGCCGGCUGCAGCGGCGGCUGCAGGAGCGGCACUACCGGCGCCGCAGCCGCUCGUCCUCCUCGUCCUCGGAGGACGAGCGGCCGCCGCGCCGGCCGUCCUCGGCGCCCGGCGACGCGCUGGCGUUCCUCACGGCCGGCGCGGGUCUGGCCGGCUACGGCCGCGACGUGACCACCUGGUCGGGCGAGCGGUCGCGCCUCGAGAGGGAACGGGAACGCGACGAGCAGCGCCGCCGCCGAGAGCUGGACGACUACAACGACGAGCUGGACGCCGGCAGGGUGAAGAAGUCGCGCGGGCGCGUCGAGCGGCCGCCGUCCGAGCACAACCCGUUCCAGCGGCUGCAGGAGGAGCGCGCCGGCAAGAUCUUCAACAGCAGCAAGAACAUUACCGGCGUGACCUCAAUCUACUCGGGUCGGAGAUACAAGAUAUACACCGGCAGAUAA
Messenger RNA from Pollicipes pollicipes, 990 nucleotides. Its product is annotated as balbiani ring protein 6. Bases 1 to 990 code for a protein of 329 amino acids. The record is from RefSeq and is a predicted model, not a curated record. The transcript is spliced from 5 exons. NCBI's taxonomy places the organism in Eukaryota, Metazoa, Arthropoda, Thecostraca, Pollicipedomorpha, Pollicipedidae.